Molecule: messenger RNA, 1920 nt
Organism: Culex pipiens pallens (northern house mosquito)
Lineage: Eukaryota; Metazoa; Arthropoda; Insecta; Diptera; Culicidae
Gene: Nmdar1
Product: glutamate [NMDA] receptor subunit 1
Exons: 7
Coding region: 22-1755 (577 amino acids)
Biological process (GO): monoatomic ion transport; chemical synaptic transmission; regulation of membrane potential
Cellular component (GO): NMDA selective glutamate receptor complex; neuron projection; plasma membrane
Molecular function (GO): NMDA glutamate receptor activity
Source: RefSeq, a predicted model, not a curated record
UACGACAGUGAGAAAGGACGAAUGAAACUUAAAAUAAACGACACAUUGCUCAUAUGGCCGGGAAACACAGAGAAGAAACCAGAAGGAAUCAUGAUCCCAACGCAUUUGAAAGUUUUAACGAUUGAGGAAAAACCGUUCGUAUAUGUUCGUCGAUUGCAGGACGAUGAAAUCGACUGCGAAGAUGACGAAAUAGUUUGUCCUCAUUUUAACAGCACUGACGGAAACGAGAACGAUUACUGCUGCAAAGGAUACUGCAUUGAUUUGUUGAAAGCACUAGCUCAAAGGAUUAAUUUCACCUACGAUUUAGCGCUAUCUCCGGAUGGUCAGUUUGGGCAUUACCAAUUGAAAAAUCAUACUACUGGUAUUGGUACUACAGUGAAAAAGGAGUGGAAUGGAUUGAUUGGAGAACUUGUUGCGGAGAGAGCGGAUUUAAUCGUAGCACCAUUAACUAUAAACCCGGAAAGAGCUGAAUUCAUAGAAUUUUCUAAACCAUUCAAGUAUCAAGGGAUUACCAUUUUGGAAAAGAAACCAUCUAGAUCCAGUACACUCGUGUCUUUCUUGCAACCUUUUAGCAAUACCUUAUGGAUCCUUGUUAUGGUUUCUGUACACGUCGUUGCUCUAGUACUUUACCUUCUGGACAGAUUUUCGCCGUUUGGUCGAUUUAAGCUCACAACCAACGAUGGUAAUGAAGAAGAUGCACUCAAUCUCAGCUCUGCCAUUUGGUUUGCUUGGGGAGUACUGCUUAAUUCUGGAAUUGGCGAAGGAACUCCACGUAGCUUUUCAGCACGAGUUUUAGGCAUGGUAUGGGCAGGAUUCGCAAUGAUAAUUGUAGCCUCAUACACUGCAAACUUGGCAGCUUUUCUCGUGUUGGAAAGACCAAAAACAAAACUCUCCGGGAUUAAUGACGCUCGAUUGCGCAACACAAUGGAGAAUUUGACCUGCGCCACAGUUAAAGGUUCUGCUGUGGACAUGUACUUUCGCCGUCAGGUGGAGCUUUCGAACAUGUACAGAACCAUGGAGGCUAACAACUAUGAGACCGCGGAAAAGGCUAUUCAAGAUGUUAAAGAUGGAAAACUAAUGGCAUUUAUUUGGGACUCUUCACGAUUAGAGCAUGAAGCUGCCAAAGACUGUGAACUUGUUACAGCAGGUGAACUUUUUGGCAGGAGCGGAUAUGGAAUAGGACUGCAAAAGGGCUCACCAUGGACAGAUGCAGUUACGUUGGCAAUUCUGGACUUCCACGAAAGUGGUUUCAUGGAGUCAUUGGACAAAGACUGGAUUUUCCAUGGAAACAUUCAACAAUGUGAACAGUUUGAAAAAACUCCAAAUACCUUGGGUUUGAAAAAUAUGGCAGGCGUGUUCAUUUUGGUUGGAGCUGGAAUAGUUGGAGGAAUAGGAUUGAUCAUAAUUGAAGUUAUUUACAAGAAACACCAAAUAAAAAAGCAAAAAAAGAUGGAUAUUGCUCGCAAUGCCGCUGACAAGUGGAGAGGAACGAUAGAGAAACGUAAAACAUUGCGCGCAUCCCUCGCCAUGCAAAGGCAAUACAAUGUAGGGCUAAAUUCCGUCUCGAAGUCAAUAAGUCAAGUGGUGGAGAAAACCCGUUAUCCAAAGGUAAAUCAACUGCCACGAGCACCGGAAAGAGCCUGGCCUGGAGAUCAUGAAAUAGCUCGUAAUAGAAGAACUAACGAUCAUUCGUUCAAACCGCCGCCAAGAUAUAUGCCAACGUAUGCAACAGAUGUUUCACAUUUAGUAGUUUAAACCAAUCGUAACAUCCAACAUUCUAUGUGUCAAAAAAAAUAACAAGAGAACUUUGCUAACCCCUAUAAAACCAUAAAACGCACAUAGUUAACCAAUAAAGCGCGUAUUUAACAAAUGUUGUAACCAAAAUGCUACAAAAUAAUAAAAACUAUAAAUUAAGUUUAA